UCUGGUGCCAGUAGGUAGCUAGCUAGCUGCACACCAUGGCGGCGAGCGGCGAGGCCACGCAGAAGGCGCUACAGUCGGUGGCGCAGAGCACGCGGUGGACGUACAGCAUCCUCUGGCAGCUCUGCCCCCAGCAAAGCGCGCUGGCGUGGGCGGAGGGGCACUACAACGGCGCCAUCAAGACGCGCAAGACGGUGCAGCCGGGCGGGGAGGACGAGGAGGAGGAGGCAACGGCGGCUGGGGCCGGCAAGGUGGUGCGCCGCCGCAGCCGGCAGCUACGGGAGCUGUACGACUCGCUGGCGGGGGAGGCCGCCGCCGCCGGUGGUGGCGGAGGGGGCGGCAGGGUCGACGUCCACCACGGCGCGCAGGCCGUGGCGGCGAGGCGGCCGAGCGCGGCGCUGGCGCCGGAGGAUCUGACGGAGACGGAGUGGUUCUACCUCAUGUGCGCCUCCUACUGCUUCCCUCCCGGCGUCGGGUUGCCUGGGAAGGCUUUUGCUAUGAGAGGCCAUGUAUGGCUCAGUGGAGCAAACGAAGUUGACAGCAAAGUUUUUUCGAGAGCAAUUCUCGCCAAGAGUGCAGGCAUCCAGACGGUCGCGUGCAUUCCUGCUGUCGAUGGAGUCCUGGAAAUUGGAACUACAGAGAAGGAUAAAGAAGACAUUGGAUUAAUUCAGUAUGCUAGGAGCAUCUUCAUGGAUCAGCAUCUACAUGGCAUCCACAUGAUGCCUACCCUAUCAGGGCAUUCAACUUCCAACCCAAUCACAAACAUUAAUCAUCAGCCAUUUGACAUAAAAAGGGAACAAUACGUUGGUGGCACAAAUGUGAAGCCAAAUAAUCCCAAUCCCGAAGACGAGCACAAUGAAAUGGAAGACGACUAUGAUGAUGAAAUCGACACGGCGUGCGCAUUGGGUUCGGAGGCCAACACUGAAAAGAAUUCAUGUCUGCAUCGGCUGCAGAACAAUAUGAGCAGUGAGCAGGAUAUGCCCAAUGCAGGGAGCAGUGAACUGAUGCAGGUUGAGAUGUCAGAAAGGGUAAGAGAUGGUUGCUCAAACAACAUGGAUGAAGAAGUUCAAAUCCUAAUGGUUUGCCCAAAUAGUGAUCUGCCAGGGCAGGAUGAAUUUGAUCCAUGGCAUUGUCGCUACGAAGACCUAUGCAGUAAAUACCUACAAUCUUCAGCGGCUGAAGAUCAGGCAGCACCAACCGAAAAUGAUCAUUAUACCGAAACAGUCCUGACAAUCCUACGGAAAAACGCGCGCCGACAAACGCAAACAGCAUCGAACAUCAAGGCCUACCUGGCAGUCUCCAACAAUUCAUCAUUUUCAAGAUGGAACCCCAAACGAACCGAUGAUCUUCAGAGCAUGAUGGUCUCUGGAGGCACCCCACAGAGAAUGCUCAAGAGCAUCCUGUACGAUGUCCCUAGCAGGUACAGGGGAGAGGCCCAGUCACUCGAGCCCAGGGAUGAUGAAGGUGCGAGCCGGUCGCAGAGAGGGCAAGUCCAGGCAGAGCUGAGUGCCAGCCAUGUCCUGAAGGAGCGGAGGAGGAGGGAGAAGCUCAAUGAGAGGUUCAUCGUCCUGCGAUCCUUGGUGCCGUUCGUGACAAAGAUGGACAGGGCCUCGAUCCUCGGCGACACGAUCGAGUACGUGAAGCAGCUGCGAAGGCGCAUCCAGGACCUGGAGUCACGAGCCCCACAGACGACGCAGCCUCGGGCAGCAUCAACGCAGAAGAACAGAGCUCACCGCAGCACAGGCGCCGACUACCUCACACCCGCAAGCGCAGGAAAAAGAGCCGUGGAAGAGAGCGGCAGCUGCUGCAGCAGCAGCACCGGGGUGCCUGCGGUUGCGGCGCCGGGCACGGAGGUGCAGGUGUCCAUCAUUGAGAGCGACGCGCUUCUGGAGCUCCGGUGCCCGCACAGGGAGGGGCUCCUGCUCCGGGUCAUGCAGGCGCUGCACCGGGAGCUUCGGCUGGACGUCAUCUCCGUCCAGGCCUCGUCGGCCGGCGACGUGCUACUCGCGGAACUGCGCGCAAAGGUGAAAGAGGUGCAUGGGAGGAGGAGCAGCAUCACUGAAGUGAAGCGAUCGAUCCAUCAAAUCCUCUCUUCAGACUGAAUCUGUAACAAAUAGUACUACAAAAAUUACAGGCUAAACAUUGUAAUUUUUUUUAUAUAAAAUUAUAGGUCCAUGGCAUCAGCUGCACAUGACGAAACAUGUUAGGUUCACUAUCUGGACUUCGCUGUACUGCUACUGGUACACGAAUAA
Messenger RNA from Phragmites australis (common reed), 2249 nucleotides. RefSeq names its product transcription factor BHLH42-like. Gene Ontology annotation, molecular function: protein dimerization activity. The record is from RefSeq and is a predicted model, not a curated record. Lineage: Eukaryota; Viridiplantae; Streptophyta; Magnoliopsida; Poales; Poaceae. The transcript has 9 exons. Bases 36 to 2099 code for a protein of 687 amino acids.